AUGCCGAAGCAUCAAGCCUCUGCACCUGCAGCCGAACGAAAGACAAAGAAAGAAAAAGAAACCAAGCUUUCGAGAGUACCUACGAGCUCAAAGGAAAAAGAACGUAAAAGAAAGAAGAAUACUUUGGAACAACAUUCCGAGCAACAAAAAGGUACAAUCAUCACAACCGAACCAAAAACGAAGAAGAAAAAAUUUCACGCCAAAGCAACCAAUGUUUCAUCUUCUUCAAGCUCGCACAUAACUGAUUCUGCAUCAGAUGAUUUACCAACGCGCACAAGAGCCAUGAUGAUGGAUGAAGUAGAAGAAACAUCAAUUGUUAGCCGUGAUCAUACAUCAAACAAAUACUAUACAACACUGCCAUCUUCAACAACUCCUCCCGAAAACUCUUUCGAUUUGACUGAUUACGAGAGUUGGAAUGCGCAACAAGUUACAUCAGUGCUGAUUUCUCGUAAAUCUUUGGGUGGUGAUGGUUUGUCGGUUGAAAAGCUGAAGCCUUUGUAUGAGGCUGGUUUUGAUGGCUCAUCUCUCCACAACAUUGUUGAGAAUAUCCAAGACAAGGACAAACAUUAUGCUCUUGAUCAAUUCAAGAACACUUUAAAAGACAGUGGUUUUCGAAUGACUUUUCAACUCUCCAACACUUGUCAAACUGUUGUUUCUUGGGCUAAUGAUAGAAUUGUUUUGCCUCGCCAAAAAUCACAGAACCUUCUGAAAGCAAUAGAACAAGGACAUUCAUCCUCCCAACAAAACUCUCUCGAUUUGACUGAUUACGAGAGUUGGAAUGCGCAACAAGUUACAUCAGUGCUGACUUCUCGUAAAUCUUUGGGUGGUGCUGGUUUGUCGUUUGAUGAUGUGAAGCCUUUGUGUGAUGCUGGUUUUAAAGGCUCAUCUCUCCACAACAUUGUUGAGAAUAUCAUGAAGAAGGAUGAAUAUUUUGCUCUUGAUCAACUUAAAAGUACUUAUAACAAGAAUAACGUUCCUCAACUCUCCGACACUUGUCAAAUUAUUGUUUCUUGGGCUAAUGAUAGAAUUGUUUUGCCUCGCCAAAAAUCACAGAACCUUCUUAAAGAAAUAGAACAAGCACGCCAUAAUAUGGAAACAAAUUUCGAACGUUUUUAUUCUAAAACACGGGGAGAAUUGGCGACCAUGUACCCAAAAAUGGUAUUGAAAGCUGAAAAUUUUGAUGAUUUUGAGCAAACAUUGCGCGCAAAGACUGAUAUUCCUUCUGUGAAAACUAAAUUUGGCUAUCCCAACUUUGGUGAACAAUAUAGGUCAGCUAAAUUGCCUUUAAUGACUAGCUCACUUGCCAAACAUGAGCUACCAUAUUUUACACAAUUCCAGUACACUAUGGCACAAGAUGAUGAGGUAUUGAAAAGACUAGCUCCUAAAACCAAACGCAGCACAUUAAUGUUUAUGGGACCAUCUGGUGCUGGCAAGACAUCAGCUUGCGUGCGUUUGUUAUGUCGUAAUCCUGGAAUGGUUUUAACAUGUACUUCAUCAUCAGAGGUAUCUAGUGGAUUGACCACUGAUUCGUUGAUGCGUCAAGCAUUUGGCUACUUAAAGGGACAAGAUAUUUUUGAACUUUUUGGCUCAGUAGAACAAGUAGUGCUAAUGGUAUUCAUAUGUAGAUUGAUUUAUAUUUCAAAGCUAAUUGAUGAAGCAAAACAAAAUCCAAAUGUAUUUAAAUACUUUGCUCAGAGAGAUAGGAAUGAAAAUAUUGUUAAAGGCGGAAUACUUCCCUAUCUUGCAUAUAUGCAAUCCAAUGGCAAAACCAGCGCAAGCCGUGAAGCUCUAACCUACGCAUUGAAAUUUGUUUAUUCUGAUCCCGAAAUAUUGAAGUCAUUUGUUGCAAUUUUGGUGAACAAGAUAAUUCAUUCACUUAAUGACAAUUCUGCUCUAUUUGGAAUAGUUAAGAAAAUUGAAUAUUUUAUAGUUGUUAUUGACGAAGCAAACGUUUAUGAAGGCAACAAUUCUGGCUCUAAUAACCUUUCAGAGUUAAUAAGUUUGAGUGGCGAGAAGAGAGGACUGUUAACCAAGUUUGCACAAUCCAUUGGUGUCAUAGAAAAUUUUCAUCUGUCCAUAUUUUCUGGAACUAAUUUUUAUGUUGAUGUAGGAAGUAUUAUACAAUCAGCUCUUGGUAAAACUGAAGCAAAGAUUGAUGUAGGGAGAAUAUAUGACUUUGGUUUGGUUGCAAGAGAUGAUAUCAUUUCAUUUUUAGAAAAACAUAUCAAAAUACCAAACAACGAGAGGCAAGAGAUUUUAUUCUAUUUACAUGAACGGGGCUACAAGUACUUUAGAAGAAGAUUAAUCACAUUGGCAUUAGAAAAUUUUUCUACACACAACAGCUUGAUAGAUGCUAUUAAAUUGUCCGUAGAUGAGUUUGUAUUGGGAGCAAAAAAGCGUGUAGAGCCUUAUCUUGAUACCUAUAACUCAACACAGGCUCCUCGAUUGGACACACAACAAGCAAUUCAAGAAGGAAUUCAACAAGCCAUUGUUAAAUAUGUUACUCAUUAUCAUUUUCCAUUUUUAGGUUCUGAGUUUAAGGUUCACAUAGAUGGUGUUGCUGACGCUUUAUUAUAUUCUGGAUUUUGUGGACCAGAAAGUUCUGAAAAUAAUCAAACCAGACCUAAUUUUGUAUUUUCUGCAAAGGAUUUUAUUGGAUAUGAAAUUGGACUAGAAAUUCUAAAGAAGAUACUUAAGAUUGAAGAUAAAUCAAAAUUGAUGAAACAGAUUAUUCAAGAAAGGAUCAAAUUGCUCUUGCAAUCUUCAGACCACAACAUCGAUUUGGAAUCCAUUGUUAUGCUUAGACUCGCAGAGUUAGAUGGUACACGGUUGUCAAAAAUUGGUUGUUUCAAACCACUAAUCACCAACAAUCCAAUUUUAAAAGGCCACAUAUUCAAGUGUAAACAUUGUUUAGAUGCAAAUGGAUAUGUAGAGUACUGUAUUUCCAAACAAGUUAUAGCACCAGAGAAUAAGAAGGAUAUGAAUGGAGAAGAAUUGUUCUGGACACACUUUUCCAAGAAGAAGUGGGAUUUAUUAGAUGGAGUUUUUAUAACUCCAUCUAAUGAACACCAUAACGAUUUGUUUGGUAUUAACAGAGUUAACGAUUCUACAGACAUGAUUAUUCCAAUAGGUUUCCAGUGUAAAGUUCAAUCUGGAGCUAAAUUUGACCCACAUUCAUAUUUUAGCUCCACUAUUCCUGAACUAUUUUAUCUCGAUAAUUAUGGAAAAUUGAAAUCUGACACCCUCUACAAUUUAAAUUGUAAUCAUGUUGAAGAAACCAAGAUUAAGGAUCAAAAACAAUAUCGUUUCGUUGUGAUGGAUAAAUCAAAAAAGAUAAUAGAUGAUGCGAAUGGUAAAGGCAUGAAAGUUAGUUCAAGUGCAAAAUGGUACAGUGGCAAAAGAAAUGAUAUUUUACAAGUAUUUAAAUCAUCAAAAAUGAUGCAAGUGUGUAUUGGAUUUCAUACAACUGAAACAUUCUCAAACAAGAUUGUAAAGAAAUACCAGCAAAACUAUUUGUGCUCCUUUAUUGACAUGAGCAAUUAUGACUUACUCUUCGAUAAAGAAUGGGAGACAUAUUUAAGGAGCUUUUUAACCACAGUGGCCGAACGAGUGAACAGCAACAAUAAGAAGAAUAAUUUGGAAAAGAAAUAA
Molecule: messenger RNA, 3651 nt
Organism: Naegleria lovaniensis
Lineage: Eukaryota; Heterolobosea; Eutetramitea; Acrasida; Naegleriidae
Exons: 2
Coding region: 1-3651 (1216 amino acids)
Source: RefSeq, a predicted model, not a curated record